This is a messenger RNA of Meloidogyne enterolobii, 860 nucleotides long. The record is from the annotation of a GenBank genome assembly. NCBI's taxonomy places the organism in Eukaryota, Metazoa, Nematoda, Chromadorea, Rhabditida, Meloidogynidae.
UGGACACUCCUUGUCCUUUGGAUGAGAGAAUAAUAUGCUGUCUGUGUCCCCAUACAGAAGAUUGCAGUCAAGUUUUCCCGCAACCUUUUGCAUUGCUUUCAAAAGUCUAAUUCUUGCUGCUGACGUUGUCCAUAGCAAUAUCACAAUGUUGGAGGUGUCAUGUUCAAUUAUAAAUUCGUCUCUUGGUUUAUAAGUAAGUAAAAUUGUUUCUUCAGUUAGCUCGUCAACAGAUUGUACUUCAAUUGAUUUGUUGCUGUCAAAUUCAAUUAGCUCAUUAGGGGAGUUGAUGAUCACACUUUUCGAUAGGGUAUUUCUUAGGCUGAACCUUCCUCAUAAUGAAUUAAGCAUUAAUUUUGAAAUGUAACGCAUUGCCUGAUCCGGAACCAUUUUGUCUCUUUGAAGCUCAAUGCCAAACUUUUCCUUACAUUCUUUUAUAAAUUUAUCCUCGCUUUCUUUUCCUUCUACUCCUUCGGGGAACCCACUUGCAUGGAUUUUCAUUGCCAUAAACUCUGCCACAUAAUUUUUAAACAAAUUUUCAUCCCAUUUCUCAUAAUGCAACGCUCUAUAAAAUCUUGUAACUGUGUAACCAACUUUUAAUGCCUCUUCUAAUUCAAUCGAUGUACAUGUUGAGACCCAGCCUCUCUCAUCAUCAUUGUGUGGGCAGCGGUAAUCUUUGAUGUUUGCACCAUUUGGGUAUGUGAGCGAACAUUUUCUGCAUAGCGGGAAAAGAAGACGUUCAUCAAAUUUGACGGGAAUAACAGGUACAUCAAGUUGCGGUGGGGGCAAUAAAAAUACUUUUAAAAUUCCUUUGAAUGGGAUCUGCUCACUUCUUGUCCAGUAGACUUUUUGUUCAGCCAAUG